AUGCAAGAACUCGCUUCUGGUGGAAGAAGAAGAAACAGAGCAUCAUCUCUUAAAUUAACAGACGUUGCUCCUCCUCCUUCAACAUGGUGGCCUGGUGGCUUAGGAAAAGUUUCUACUCAUGUUGUGGUUUAUGCUCGUCUCAUAACGAAUGGCAAAGACCAUGGUGUCCAUGGAAUCAUCGUGCAACUACGAAGUUUGGAUGAUCAUACUCCUCUUCCGGGUAUAACCAUCGGUGAUAUCGGCAUGAAGUUUGGAAACGGAGCAUAUAACUCAAUGGACAAUGGUUUUCUUAUGUUUGAUCAUUUUCGCAUUCCUAGAGAUCAAAUGCUCAUGAGACUGUCAAAAGUUACAAGAGAUGGAAAAUAUGUAGCAUCAGAUGUUCCAAGGCAAUUGGUGUAUGGAACUAUGGUGUAUGUGAGACAGUCCAUUGUGUCAAAUGCUUCCACUGCGCUGGCUCGGGCAGUCUGCAUUGCUACUAGGUAUAGUGCAGUUCGAAGGCAGUUUGGUUCACAGAAUGGUGGAACUAAAACACAGGUGAUUGAUUAUAAAACUCAGCAGAACAGAUUGUUUCCUCUGUUAGCAUCUGCAUAUGCAUUUCGGUUUGUAGGGGAGUGGCUGAAAUGGCUCUACACUGAUGUAACACAAAGACUAGAGGCCAGUGAUUUUGCAACAUUGCCUGAAGCUCAUGCAUGCACUGCAGGAUUAAAGUCAAUGACUACCUCAGCCACCUCAGAUGGUAUUGAAGAAUGUCGUAAGUUAUGUGGUGGGCAUGGAUAUUUGUGGUGUAGUGGCCUUUCUGAGUUGUUUGAUGUAUAUGUUCCUGCUUGCACAUACGAAGAAGACAAUGUUGUGUUGCAAUUACAGGUAGCUAGAUUUCUGAUGAAGACAGUCUCACAGUUAAGUUUUGUAAAUGUUCCUUCAGGGACAACUGUUUAUAUGGGCAGAGCAAAACACCUUUUGCAAUGCAGUUCCGGUGUUCAAAAAGUUGAAGAUUGGUUAAACCCUGAUAUGGUGAUGGAAGCUUUUGAAGCAAGGGCUUUGAGAAUGGCUGUUACAUGUGCUAACAAUCUAAGCAAGUUUGAGAAUCAAGAACAAGGAUUCUCAGAACUCUUGGCUGAUCUUGUUGAGGUUGCUAUUGCUCAUUGCCAGUUGAUUGUCGUCUCUAAGUUUAUAGCCAAAGUAGAGGGAAAGAUUGAAGGAAAAGGAGUGAAGAAACAACUCAAGAACUUGUGCUACAUCUACGCACUUUAUCUUCUUCACAAACACCUUGGUGAUUUCCUCAGAACAAAGUCUGUUACUCCCGAACAAGUUGCACUCGUGAACGACCAGCUUCGGUCACUCUAUUCCCAGCUGCGACCAAACGCAGUAGCCUUAGUGGAUGCCUUUGACUACACAUACCACUAUCUAGGCUAUGUGCUGGGACGCUACGACGGAAACGUUUACCCAAAGUUGUUUGAGGAAGCAUUGAAAGAUCCACUUAAUGACUCGGUGGUUCCUGAUGGCUACCGUGAAUACAUCCGACCGUUGAUUAAGCAAGACUUCCGCUCUGCCAAACUCUAA
Messenger RNA from Camelina sativa (false flax), 1560 nucleotides. Its product is annotated as putative peroxisomal acyl-coenzyme A oxidase 1.2. Gene Ontology annotation, molecular function: acyl-CoA oxidase activity; FAD binding; fatty acid binding. Gene Ontology annotation, biological process: long-chain fatty acid metabolic process; lipid homeostasis; fatty acid beta-oxidation using acyl-CoA oxidase. The record is from RefSeq and is a predicted model, not a curated record. Gene Ontology annotation, cellular component: peroxisome. Lineage: Eukaryota; Viridiplantae; Streptophyta; Magnoliopsida; Brassicales; Brassicaceae.